Messenger RNA from Pseudovirgaria hyperparasitica, 1086 nucleotides. RefSeq lists its product as uncharacterized. Lineage: Eukaryota; Fungi; Ascomycota; Dothideomycetes; Acrospermales; Acrospermaceae. The coding region runs from base 1 to 1086 and encodes 361 amino acids. The record is from RefSeq and is a predicted model, not a curated record. The transcript has 2 exons.
AUGUCAAGCAAGAGUUCGCCUAACGUCUCAGAUAACCUGGCGAAGCUCUCGGCAUAUGGUAUUCUUGUCUGCCACAAGGCCACAAUUCCCGCGGAUGUGGCGGCGCUUAUCAAGUCAUUCGAGGAACAGAUCCAAGGUCUCGGGAAGAACACACCGGAAAAGGUGGCAGAGGUCUACCAGCAGGCAUACUAUUCCAAAAACGAAGACGAGGGAAUAAGUUACCUAGCGAAACUUCUACUCCCUCGAGGGGAAAUCGCACACAAGAAAAAAGGGACGUCACUAAUUACGACUAAGCCGGAACUCAACCUCAAGGAGACCUGGGUACCCAUUACAGGUAGUAAGACUAUCAAGACAUACUUUGGAUCAUUAUUCCGACCGAAGCCUGACCACGCUGCCGGAUAUGUGUCCGCUAGCGACGCAGAACGGGUAUCGGUUGCAGCUCCAUUCACUGGCGAGGAGGAGGCUUUGCUAAAUCGCAUGAAAUUGGCCGACCAAAUACAUUUUCCAUUCUUCACGGCGCAGUGGAAAUCACAAGGCGGAGCCGAAUCACACCUACAUGCGCGCGUCCAAGGCGCUCGCGAUGGCGCUACGAUCAUCAACCACAUGAACAAAUUCUUCGUUGCGGCUGCUCAUAAUACUAAGCCGGUUGAUACCUGUCACUUUAGCAUGACGUGCGAUAUGGAUUCGGUACAACUAUACGUCCACUGGCGAGAUAUUAGCAGUGAAGGCUUGGAGCGAUAUCACAUGGAGCUCAUUAAAAGAACGUGGCUGGAGGAACCUACCGAAGUGAAGGACUAUAAACGAGUGCUGCGAAACAUUGUACAUUGGGCAACAACUACUCGGCUCGAAAACAUACGGUGCGCGCUUGUAAAGCUGCGCAAUGUCAACGCGAGCCGGCUCCGAAGCACGAGCAACUCCCCAAUGAAAAAUAUGCCUUCAGUCACAGCCUCAUCCCCAUCAUCAUCGUCAUCCCGAAUCCCACCUGUACCCGCACCAGGUCUCGGAACGUUGCCCACAUUUCACCAGCUGAGUCCGCCGUUAUCGAUCGACGUUGGCGUAAAGAAGAGAAGAAUGGAUGAGGGCUGA